ACCUCACCAAUUCGAGAACCUCUCGAAGUUCAUCCUUUGCCAUCAACAUCCUCCAACUGUGCUUCAUCACCGAAAGCCUACGCCUCCCGAACCUGUAUCAGUCUACCCGAUCAAGUCCGUCCAAGCACCAGUUUCCUCACACCGCCACCAUGCACUUCCAGACUUUCACCACUUUCGCCGCCCUGGCUACCCUCGGCGCCGGCCAGACUAUCAAGGCCGCCGACUUCCCCGGUCUAUGCCAGGACCAGUGCAAAGCCGCCGUCAGCCUGUCCACAUCGUGCUCCGAGUCCACAAGCAACGCCGCCGAUGAGCGCCAAUGUAUUUGCGGUGCUGGUGCUCGCGAUAAGCUGAUGUACUGUGCUGCUUGCUCCAUCUCCAACGGCCAGAACGAGCCUGAUAGUGAUCUCGGAAGCAUCCUCGCAGACUGUGGCUGGAACUACGCCGACGCGGCCGGCAGCUCUGCCUCCGCCGUUGCUACUACUGCCGCUGGUGCCGUCUCCUCUAUCAAUUCCGAAGCCGGCUCCGUCGUCAGCGGUGUCAUCUCCACCAUUACGUCGGACGGCAGCGAGAUCCUGUCUUCUAUCACCGCAGGUGCUGGUGGCAUCAUCACCACUAUCGUAUCCGAAGGAAGCCAGAUCAUAUCCACCAUCACCUCGGGAGCCGGUGCCGUCGUGUCGACCAUCACCUCGGACGGAAGCGAGAUUCUCUCCACCAUCACAUCGGCCGCUGGUGGUGCCGCCUCUACUGCCACAUCCGGUGCCGCUGGCGUCGUUUCCACCAUCACAUCCGACGGUAGCGAGAUCCUGUCCACCAUCACCUCCGGAGCAGGUGGUGUCGUGUCUACCGUCCAGUCCGGUCUGUCUACCAUCACCUCCAGCGCAAGCGAUGUUGAAUCCUCGGCGGAGUCUGGCGCCAGCAAUGCUGUUUCCAGUGCCACUGAUGGCGCUGCCAGCGCUACCUCCGACAACGGUGCCGCCAUGGCGACGCCCAUGAUCGGUGGUCUCCUUGCCGGAAUCGUUGGUGUUGCCGCAUGGUUGUAAGAUGUGGUUUGCGGGAUGAUAUGAUAUGCGUGUAUGGGCAUCCGAAUAAUGAAUGAUAUGGACCACAGGCCGUUGCACCUCUUAGUUUAUAGUAGAUAUUAGUUUUUAAUCCAGAAGCAGGGUCCAUCGCCCUGCUCUACCAACUAUUA
Molecule: messenger RNA, 1189 nt
Organism: Pseudomassariella vexata
Lineage: Eukaryota; Fungi; Ascomycota; Sordariomycetes; Amphisphaeriales; Pseudomassariaceae
Exons: 2
Coding region: 150-1040 (296 amino acids)
Source: RefSeq, a predicted model, not a curated record